AUGUUAGGGAAGAAAUUUCGUCCGAUAAUCGGGAAAUUGUCCGAAUUAUUGGUUUCUGGUAACAAACUCAGAUUUUUCAACCCCAUAAUCCCUUUAGAUCUCAAGAGCUCAUCGCCCAAAACUUCCAAGAGAUACGACGUCGGUGGGGUCGGAUUAGGGAUCGUCACCGCACUCGAGAAGUCUACUUUCACCGAUUGUCACAACCGUGCAAUUUGUUGCUCAAAUUUGAACCGAUCGAAUACGAUCGUCGUUGAUUCCGGGAAGGGUUGUGAUAGUUUCAAGGGAAGAACCGAUGAUUUGGAGGAGGAUUAUAAGCAUGUGAUAAGCCAUCCGCCUGGGAAAUCAUUCCAUCAUGUUAAAGAAAAGCCAGAAGCAAGACUGGCUAAAGACGACGUCGUUUACCCAAAUUCAAAUUUUCUCGCCUCUUGUCAUCUUUGCCGGAAAAAGCUGCAUGGCAAAGACAUAUACAUGUUUAGAGGGGAGACAGGGUUUUGCAGUGAAGAGUGUAGGUCGAGGCAAAUAAUGAAGGAUAAGAGGAAAGAAUAUGGCCGCAGAUCAACAGCUUCAAGAUCUGCAAAAUUUUCAACCUCUCCUCAUAAUAAUACAGGCCAAAUCUUCUCAACUGCAACUUAUCCUUGCAGAUCUUCUGACUUACGUUUUUAA
Messenger RNA from Hibiscus syriacus, 663 nucleotides. Its product is annotated as FCS-Like Zinc finger 14-like. The transcript is spliced from 2 exons. NCBI's taxonomy places the organism in Eukaryota, Viridiplantae, Streptophyta, Magnoliopsida, Malvales, Malvaceae. Bases 1 to 663 code for a protein of 220 amino acids. The record is from RefSeq and is a predicted model, not a curated record.